Messenger RNA from Ruditapes philippinarum (Manila clam), 1599 nucleotides. RefSeq names its product ubiquinone biosynthesis monooxygenase COQ6, mitochondrial-like. Gene Ontology annotation, biological process: ubiquinone biosynthetic process. Bases 59 to 1480 code for a protein of 473 amino acids. Gene Ontology annotation, molecular function: oxidoreductase activity, acting on paired donors, with incorporation or reduction of molecular oxygen, NAD(P)H as one donor, and incorporation of one atom of oxygen; FAD binding; 2-octaprenyl-6-methoxyphenol hydroxylase activity. NCBI's taxonomy places the organism in Eukaryota, Metazoa, Mollusca, Bivalvia, Venerida, Veneridae. The record is from RefSeq and is a predicted model, not a curated record. Gene Ontology annotation, cellular component: mitochondrion. The transcript has 12 exons.
CGUAAAUAGUUUUUACCGACCUCUCCAACAAGGGAUACAACUCUGAUCAUCUCCCAAAAUGGCAACAAAACUGUUCACACAAAAGUGUUGUCAUUGUUUGGCAACGGCAAAGCAGCUGAGAUUAUUUCGGCCAAUGGUUUCAAGACAUUAUCAGACAAAUUAUGGAGACGAGCAAACUGCAGAUAUUGUCAUCUCUGGUGGAGGGAUGGUUGGAGCAUCAAUGGCCUGUGCACUGGGUCAUGAAAGUAUCUUGCAAAAUAAAAGAAUAGUUUUAUUAGAGGCAGCUCCUAAAAAAACACUAAUUUUGAGUGAAAGUUAUGGUAACAGGACCUGUACACUUAGUCCUGCAACUGUUCAAUUGUUUGAAAAAUGUGAUGUCUGGUCAGAAGUUGAAGAUAUGAGAUGUCAAAAAGUGUUACGAAUGCAGGUGUGGGAAUCUUGUUCAAAUUCACUGAUUACCUUUAAUCAAGAGAAUAUGGCAGAUGAGUUAGCAUAUGUAGCAGAGAAUGAUGUGAUACAAGAAGCUCUUACACGGAGACUUGACACACUCCAGGGUCGUGUAGAAGUCAUGUACAAAACAAGAGUAGAUGAUAUUAAAAUACCAGGUGUAUCUAAAGAUAUGGACUCUAAUGCUUGGGUCAAAUUAGUACUUAACAAUGGACAGACACUUAAAACAAAACUUUUAAUAGGAUCUGAUGGUAUGAAUUCUUCUGUAAGAAAGGCAGCACAAUUUCAUACAGUAAAUUUCAGUUACAACCAAAAAGCAGUUGUUGCUGUAUUAAAUAUUCUAGGGACUGACAACAAUGUUGCCUGGCAAAGAUUUCUACCCACAGGUCCAAUAGCAAUGUUACCACUGUCAGAUACAGUGAUGAGUUUAAUAUGGACAACAUCACCAGAUCAUGCAGAACAUCUCUCCUCAUUGUCAGAUGAAAGCUUUAUUGAUGCUGUAAAUGAUGCUUAUUGGCAUGACAGGGACAUUAAUGAAGUUGCUAACAAAGUUUCAAGCACGUUCCAGAGUUUGGUACAGACACUGUCACCAGGUGGGACAUCAUGUAGACAAUUACCACCUACAGUUACAGGUGUACAGAAAGGAAGUCGUGCCUCAUUUCCACUAGGUCUUACACAUUCUUCAAACUAUGUUAGACAUAGAGUAGCUUUAGUUGGGGAUGCAGCUCAUAGACUUCACCCCCUUGCUGGACAAGGAGUGAACCUUGGUUUUGGUGAUGUUUCUAAAUUAUCAGAAGUAAUAUCAAGAGCUGCUUCUGAUGGCAGUGAUCUAGGAACAUUGUCUUACCUUAAGGAAUAUGAGACAGAUCGUCAAAGAAAAGUGCUGCCAGUAAUUGGUACCAUAGAUGGCCUGCACAGACUUUACAACACUGACUUUACACCUAUUGUAUUACUCCGGACACUUGGUUUACAAGCUGUAAAUGCAUUGACGCCUUUAAAGGACAAAAUAAUUGAACAGGCAUCCAAAAAGUGAUAGAAAAAAGGAUGGAAUAUAAAAGGCUGUUGGUGCAAUAAAGUUUUUCUAAGACUGCUAGAAUGUUGUUAUUUUGGAUUGUACACUUUUGUAGAAAUAAAAAAGGAAAGAUUUUUUCA